AUGAAAGUCGCGUGCCUCCAGUUCGCCCCGGAGGUAGGCCAAGUGCAAGCGAACAUCCAGCGCGCCGACAGCAUACUAAAAGCCACGCCAAUACCCGCCGACCUAGCCUGGCUCAUUCUGCCCGAACUCGCCUUCUCGGGCUACAACUUCCACUCGCUCGACGAGAUCAAGCCCUUCCUGGAACCCACCACGGCAGGCAUCUCUACCCAGUGGGCCCAGCAGGUCGCAAAGCACUACAACUGCCAUGUCACCGUCGGAUACCCGGAAGUCACGGUACCCUCCAAGAACCCAUCCGAUGCCCAGACGCAGUACAACUCCACCGUGACCGUCUCGCCCUCUGGACAGAUACUGAACAACUACCGGAAAUCCUUUCUCUACUACACCGACGAAACAUGGGCGUCCGAGGGUCCAGGCUCCAAGUCGCAUAGCCUUUCCAAUCCCGCGUCCCCAGACGCGCCCUUUUACUCUGGCGACCUGGGCGACCUGGGCAAAGUCACCCUGGGCAUAUGCAUGGAUAUCAACCCGUACAAGUUCAUCUCUCCGUGGUCAGACUACGAAUUUGCGUCGACGGCACUGUCUGCCCAAUCGCCCAUUGUUUGCGUGUCCAUGGCUUGGCUGUGUCAUCUGUCGCCUACCGAACUCGCAACGGAUCCGUCGCAGCCGGACAUAGCGACAGUGGCAUACUGGGUCGAGAGAUUCCAACCGCUGGUCGAGGCCAAGGGCAGCAAGCCCGUGUGCGUGAUCCUGGCCAACCGGUGUGGAAUGGAAAAGGGUCUUUGUUAUGCUGGGAGCAGCACGGUGCUACGCAUUGACAAGGGCGUUGUUAGCCUUUACGAGACGGCGGGGAAAAGCGAGGAGACGUGUCUGGUGGUGGAUUUGACAGACCGCCCCAAGUUUCAGCUGAGAAGUGGGCGGUAA
Molecule: messenger RNA, 918 nt
Organism: Exserohilum turcica Et28A
Lineage: Eukaryota; Fungi; Ascomycota; Dothideomycetes; Pleosporales; Pleosporaceae
Exons: 1
Coding region: 1-918 (305 amino acids)
Biological process (GO): protein catabolic process
Molecular function (GO): protein-N-terminal asparagine amidohydrolase activity; protein-N-terminal glutamine amidohydrolase activity
Source: RefSeq, a predicted model, not a curated record